GGCUGGGCGGGGUCCCGGCCGUGAAUGAUCCUUCCCGGCAUCCCCCGCGUCACCCCCGCGCCGCCGCCGCCGCCCCGCCGCGGCUCCACCGGCCCCGCCGCCAUGGCCUUCACCUUCGCCGCCUUCUGCUACAUGCUGGCGCUGCUGCUCACCGCCGCCCUCAUCUUCUUCGCCAUCUGGCAUAUUAUAGCAUUUGAUGAACUGAAGACGGAUUACAAGAACCCCAUAGACCAGUGUAAUACACUCAAUCCUCUUGUACUUCCAGAGUACCUCAUCCAUGCAUUCUUCUGUGUUAUGUUUCUCUGUGCAGCAGAGUGGCUUACGCUGGGUCUCAAUAUGCCUUUGUUGGCUUAUCAUAUUUGGAGGUACAUGAGUAGACCCGUGAUGAGCGGCCCUGGUCUGUAUGAUCCUACAACCAUCAUGAAUGCAGAUAUUUUAGCCUAUUGCCAGAAAGAAGGAUGGUGCAAAUUAGCAUUCUACCUUCUAUCAUUUUUUUACUACCUAUAUGGCAUGAUUUAUGUUCUGGUGAGCUCUUAAGAAGACAUUCAGCAAGCUUUGUUCCAAUUAAGUGCAUGCAAAAGCCACAAACCAUGGAUUCUUUACAAGGAGAACCUCCUACCAAGAUUAAAUACGGAAUCUGACGAUCGCAUUUCCAUUAGAAAACAAUGACUCCCCUAUUUUUAAAAUAUUUCCACGCUUUAUAUUUGUGGAAAGACUGUUUUCUUAUAUUUUACCGGGACACUGAAAUCAAAGAAUUACAUGUAAAUUACCAUAAAGAUUACCGGGUUUUGAAAAGUUUUGACUUUGCACUCUGUAAGGAACAGCCGUAAUCUUCGAGUAGGCGUGGGGGUACCGAGUAGCCGUAGGGCUGUAGGAUUUUCUUUAGGCUGGGCUUCCUAGUGGCUCAUUUGGACUUGCCUUUCCCCCCCUGUCCAUCAGCUGCAGCUGGAGGUGCUGCGUGUCUCACCUGUAGGCAACCUCGGUCUUAAGAGAUGAACUCGUGGAUGCAAUCGCAAAAAUAGGAGCUCUGUUUCGGUUUAUUUUAUUAUUAUUAUUUUUUUUUUCUAUCUGGUUUGUCUUUCCCUGUAUAUGCAUGGUUCAGAUUUCUGUAUUUUCACCGAACGUUAGCCUUGCUUUAACCUCGAGCAUAUGUCGUUGUGAUGGGAGAAGUCAAAUUGUCCAUGAAGGGAUGAAUUUAAAUGAUGAUGUUGUAUUAUUUUUUUUUUUUAAGCCUGUGCUGUCUUAUUAACAAAUGGACAAACCUACUACAUUUAUCAAGUCCAAUGAUGGAAAUAUUCUUGGGUUUAAGAGUAAUGCUACAGACCUUUUGAAAGCAGAAAGUGAGAUUGUGAAACUGCCCUGCUGUUCCUUAGUGCAAUAAACAAUAAAAACAAACAAAAAAAAUAUCCCAAAUUCAGAAACACUUAUUUUUACCUGGUGCCUUGUUUUGUUUUUAAAUUGAACUGAUACUUGCUGUAUUCAUCUGUUCGUUUCAUGAUGGAUAAUUGCGUUACCUUUUAAAAAUAGAAUGCUCAAUCGAGUUAUGUCUGGAAAAGGGAAGCUCUGAUUUCCUGCUUUUUCUCCUGAGUCUGCAGCCAAACAGGAGAUGGGGCAGGGGAAGAUGUUUCAGCUUGAAUGAUAAUUCCGCGUUGUAAAUUGUUACUGCAACAGCUGCUUAAUUUAGGAGGAAUAAUUAGGAAUCUUUUUUUUCAUUUGCCUGUGCUGGAGAAUAAUGAAUAGUUUCCUGGUUCUAGUAAAAUGGUUUUAUAUAAA
Messenger RNA from Calidris pugnax (ruff), 1773 nucleotides. It is a transcript of the gene CNIH1, whose product is annotated as cornichon family AMPA receptor auxiliary protein 1. Lineage: Eukaryota; Metazoa; Chordata; Aves; Charadriiformes; Scolopacidae. The coding region runs from base 25 to 537 and encodes 170 amino acids. The record is from RefSeq and is a predicted model, not a curated record. The transcript has 5 exons. Gene Ontology annotation, biological process: vesicle-mediated transport.